Messenger RNA from Protopolystoma xenopodis, 483 nucleotides. NCBI's taxonomy places the organism in Eukaryota, Metazoa, Platyhelminthes, Monogenea, Polystomatidea, Polystomatidae. The record is from the annotation of a GenBank genome assembly.
AUGCAGCAGAACCACAAUUUUUCUGCAUCAGACCGUUGCGAUGAGGCCCAGUUGAUGGCGAUUGAAUGGCAUCCCGGUCGGGACGCCUUCUCAACUGAAAUGAUCUUGUCACCACGGGCCAUUCAGUCAUGUUGUCAAUGGCCACCGUCUGUGAUACCAGCCUGCUCAGGUGAGAUAAUGUAUGUUCAUGGCCUCGACUGUUAUUUCAACCGGGUACGACCUCCAAUAGUUGCCAUGUCGGGGCAUUCGAAGGAUGCAUUUUUGUCUUCACAAUUCACACAAUCUUCAGCUCUCCCUCGUCGUCUUACCAAUCCACCACUUCUAUGCAUUUCACUACAAACCCAAAUUGUUGAGCUCUUCUUUUUCCUGUCACAUCUUCUGCACAUCUACAUGAACAAAGAAGCAAGACUGGAAGGCCAUCUAUUUAGUAGCAUAGAUUCAGCAACGUAUUUUACUCUUGCUCUCCUCACCAUACUCAAGUGA